AUGUCCCUCCUCCAGCCGACCCUGCACCCGUACACCUCGCGCCUCGCCUGCGCCAGCCUCCUCAUCAGCCCGCCGCUCUUCUGGGUCAUCGAGAACUACGUCACGAGGGGCUACAAGCCGAGCUACAGCUACAUCGCGAACUUCACCAGCGACCUGGCCGUGCCGUACCCGUUCCACGAGCGCACGCACAACCGCGCCGCCCACUCGACCCGCGCCGGGACGAUGAAGCGCAACUUCCAGAUCAAAUCCGUCCUGUUCCUCAUCGGGCACCUGUCCCUCCUGUGGGCGACGGGCCGCCGCGACGGGAUCACGGCCGCGCGCGCCGCGGCCGCGCUGGCCUACGGCGCGGGCAUCUGGCUGGUGGCGGCGGUGCCCGGCGGCGAGCGCGAGCACGCGGACGGCAGCGUCAAGUGGCACAGCCUGGGCGCGAUGACGGCCUUCUCGUGCGGCAACAUCUCCGCCAUCCUGGCGGGCCGGGCGGACGGGAACGAGACGUACGCGCGGCUCGCGUCCGUCAUGGGCAGCGUCGGCCUGUGCAAUAUGGUGCUCUUCGUCGUCUUCGGGAAGACCAGGUUCCGGGGCUUCUGGCAGAGGAGUUGUCUCUUCACCAUCCAGGCCUGGGAGUUGGUGACGGGGUGGGCCGUGCUGGGGCAGUUGUUGUGA
Messenger RNA from Dissoconium aciculare CBS 342.82, 663 nucleotides. RefSeq lists its product as uncharacterized. The record is from RefSeq and is a predicted model, not a curated record. Bases 1 to 663 code for a protein of 220 amino acids. The transcript has a single exon. Lineage: Eukaryota; Fungi; Ascomycota; Dothideomycetes; Mycosphaerellales; Dissoconiaceae.